Toxorhynchites rutilus septentrionalis is the source of this 2295-nucleotide messenger RNA. Its product is annotated as venom acid phosphatase Acph-1-like. The record is from RefSeq and is a predicted model, not a curated record. Lineage: Eukaryota; Metazoa; Arthropoda; Insecta; Diptera; Culicidae. Gene Ontology annotation, biological process: dephosphorylation. Gene Ontology annotation, molecular function: phosphatase activity. Bases 910 to 2181 code for a protein of 423 amino acids. The transcript has 5 exons.
CAAGGUCACUUUUCUUUUCGUUCAUGAUCCGUGGCCAAAUUGGAACCAGUUCUUUUUUCGAAUGUUUCUGCGUGCUAUUGAGAGGGCGAUCGAACAGGAAUUGCAUCGCAUCGUGCUGCAUGCUUAUCUUGUUUCCGCGAGAGACGCAUUGUCUAAUCCGACUUCGACAUGUGAUUUUUAAAAUAGAAAUAAAUUAGACUGUACUUUUCGUGCCAUUACCAAACACUGAGGUGUACAAUGUUCAGUGCGAAUGCAACCGGGUGAAUGAUGAAUUAUUUUCGGAACUCGUAUAUGAUGGUGACGGAAUUCCGUAAGGACGCACGUUUCAGAUUAGUUCGGCUUGCACAGUUUAUGCAGUGUUAUCGUAGAUAGAGAAGAAGCGAGUGGUGUAUCUAAUUGAUUGGAGAAGAGUCGAAUUCUAAUCAGUUUGACAACGUAUUCGCACGCUCUCCAUCAAUUGAUGGAGAUAAGAACACAACUUAGUUUUCGAUUACUCACCGGUUUGUUUGCUCAACUGCAGCGGUCGAAAACAAGGUGCUCAAGUGGUAUUUUUGGCUGGUUUUUGCUGCAAUUUUGGAAACCGGUCUGGAAACGUGCUACCAUUAAAUGAGUGUGAAGCAAUUUGUAUCCAGAAUACUUCUAUCGCGAUGUGCCGCAUUCUCUGGAUAGCUCCAGUUGUAACCGAUCACUGAGGGCUGGAUUGGUUCCAGCGUAAAACACGCGAAUCUCCGGGGAAGUCAUAAAAAUAACGGUACAAAAUACUGUGAUUGGUUUUGCGACUCCCGACUAGACAGUCUAAACUUGUCGAGAGUGAGUAAAAACAGAAAUACAUACACAAAUCUGGAAUCGGAAUCAACGGAGCCGAUCGCACAUUUUUGUAUAUAAACAGUCCGCGGAAUUGGCGAAAAUAUGUAUUCGCUGAGUCGUCGCGUUCUUAUCAUGUUAACUGGAAGCGUGUUAAUUUCGCUGUUAGUUGCAGUCACUAUUUACGGGCUGUACGGAGCACCCACCUCUCAACAGGACAACGUCACCGUAGCCGACCGGAUAGACGAGCCAUCGGAUGGUAGAGAAGCACCGUUUUUCGGCCAUGACGAAUCUGCUGAGCGCGAGUAUGAACUGAAGCAAGUGCACGUGGUAUUCCGUCAUGGCCAACGAACUCCUGCCGACACGUAUGUUAACGACCCGCUUGUUAAUCAAACUUUCGCCCCAUAUGGAUGGGGUCAACUUACCAAUUACGGUAAACAAACUCUUUACAACAUGGGCUCCUGGUUGAGGAAGCGCUACGGCAAACUGCUCGGCAAUCUCUAUUCCCCGAAUAAUAUACACGCCCAAAGCACUGGUGUCUCGAGAACACAGAUGUCGAUCGAGUUGGUUCUCGCUUCCCUCUAUCCACCCCAAGGUACAGCACUGCAGUGGGACAGUCACCUCAAUUGGCAACCAAUUCCGUUUAUCAGCGAACCCCUGGAUCAGGAUACGCUGCUUUUAGUGCGAAAAUCCUGUCCACGAUACUACGAAGCAUUCAAUGCCGUCUUACAGAGCAACGAAGUGCAUCAAAUCAUGAAGGAGAAUGAGCAACUUUUUAAGAACUUAACCCGUAUUGUAGGAGAGGAUAUAAAAACGCCGGAUGACGUUCAGUCAUUGUACAGCACUUUAAGAGCUGAGCACGAAUUUGGUUUGUCAUUACCCGAGUGGACUAAAGAAUAUUAUCCAGACAAACUUCUCCCACUGACCAGACUGAGUUACGUCCUCAACGUUUAUAACGACGAGCUGAAAAAACUUAAAGGUGGACCGUUUUUAAAGAAAACCCUUAGCGAAUGGGAUGCAGUGAUAACCGACGAGAGCGGUUCAAAUAACAAGAAAAUGUUCAUCUAUGCCGGGCACGAUUCUACAGUUGUGAAUUUCUUAUCUGUUUUCAACGUGUGGCAUGAGCAGUUCCCGAAUUAUUCGAUCAUGGGUCUUUUCGAGCUACUGAAACACCGACGAACGGGGAAAUUUGUUGUGCGAAUCUAUCAGAAAAAUGUUGGCGAGCAACCAACGGCGCUUCAAAUUCCAGGCUGCAGUGAAUAUUGUCCUGUUAAUCAUCUGAAGACCCUCCUCGCGAACCAUAUCCCUAUCGAUAUGAUCCAGGAUUGCAAAGCGCAUGCGGCCGAUUUCGAGGAACCUCCGCCAAGAGGACCAUGAAUUUAAAUUAUUUCAAAAGUGUGCGUUUGUGUUGUGAGUGUGUGUUGUGUGCGUGAACAUGUGUUUUCUGCGUGAUGAGUUCGUAGAAUAAAAUAACUCUUAAUUUAUGAUCAA